GACUUUACGCUCUGCUGACCUAGAGGUCUUAGUUCCAGAGGGAGGAAUGCUGCCACCAGGAGACACAACAGUGAUUCCAUUAAACUAGAAUUUACGACUGCCACCUGGCCACAUUGAGCUCCACAUGCCUCUGAAUCAACAGGCAAGGAGAGAGUUAUGGCAUUGGCUGGGGAGACCGAUCUGGACUAUCAAGGAGAAGCUAGACUACUACUACUCCACCAGGCAGGUCAUACUGAACAUUCCAGAUACCUAUCAUUACUCGAUGCUGUUGAUAAAAGCAAGAUGGCUUUGAACUCAGGGUCACCGCCAGGUGUUGGACCUUACUACGAAAACCAUGGAUACCAACCGGAAAACCCCUAUCCUGCACAGCCCACCGUGGCCCCCAAUGUCUACGAGGUGCAUCCGGCUCAGUACUACCCGUCCCCCGUACCCCAGUACACCCCGAGGGUCCUGACGCAUGCUUCCAACCCCGCCGUCUGCAGGCAGCCCAAAUCCCCGUCGGGGACAGUGUGCACCUCAAAGACUAAGAAAGCACUGUGCGUCACCAUGACCCUGGGGGCUGUCCUCGUGGGAGCUGCGCUGGCCGCUGGCCUGCUCUGGAAGUUCAUGGGCAGCAAGUGCUCCGACUCUGGGAUAGAGUGCGACUCCUCAGGUACCUGCAUCAGCUCCUCUAACUGGUGCGAUGGCGUGUCACACUGCCCGAACGGGGAGGACGAGAACCGGUGUGUUCGCCUCUAUGGACCAAACUUCAUUCUUCAGGUGUACUCAUCUCAGAGGAAGUCCUGGCACCCUGUAUGCCGAGACGACUGGAACGAGAACUACGCGCGGGCAGCCUGCAGGGACAUGGGCUAUAAGAAUAGUUUUUACUCUAGCCAAGGAAUAGUGGAUAACAGUGGAGCCACCAGCUUUAUGAAACUGAACACAAGUGCUGGCAACGUCGAUAUCUAUAAAAAACUGUACCACAGUGACGCCUGUUCUUCAAAAGCAGUGGUUUCUUUACGCUGUAUAGCUUGUGGGGUCCGCUCAAACUUAAGCCGCCAGAGCAGGAUCGUGGGCGGCCAGAACGCGCUCCUAGGGGCCUGGCCCUGGCAGGUCAGUCUGCACGUCCAGAACAUCCAUGUGUGCGGAGGCUCCAUCAUCACCCCCGAGUGGAUCGUGACAGCUGCUCACUGCGUGGAAAAACCUCUUAACAGUCCGUGGCAAUGGACGGCAUUUGUGGGGACUUUGAGACAAUCUUCCAUGUUCUAUGAAAAAGGACACCGAGUAGAAAAAGUGAUUUCUCAUCCAAAUUAUGACUCCAAGACCAAGAACAAUGACAUUGCGCUGAUGAAGCUGCAUACGCCUCUGACUUUCAACGAGGUGGUGAAACCAGUAUGUCUGCCCAACCCAGGCAUGAUGCUGGAGCCGGAACAGCACUGCUGGAUUUCUGGGUGGGGGGCCACCCAGGAGAAAGGGAAGACCUCAGACGUGCUGAACGCUGCCAUGGUGCCUCUCAUUGAGCCGCGGAGAUGCAACAACAAAUACGUCUACGACGGCCUGAUCACACCAGCCAUGAUCUGUGCCGGCUUCCUGCAGGGGACCGUUGAUUCUUGCCAGGGUGACAGUGGAGGGCCUCUGGUCACUUUGAAGAACGAUGUCUGGUGGCUGAUCGGGGAUACAAGCUGGGGAUCUGGCUGUGCCCAAGCUAACAGACCAGGAGUGUACGGAAAUGUGACCGUCUUCACGGACUGGAUUUAUCGACAAAUGAGGGCAGAUGACUAAUCCUCAUGGUCUUUGUCCUUGACGUCGUUCUACGAGAAAACAAAGCGGCUGGUUUUGCUUCCCCGUGCGUGAUUUACUCUUACAGAUGAUUCAGAGGUCACUUCAUUUUUAUUAAACAGUGAACUUGCCUGGCUUUGGCACUCUCUGCCAUUCUGUGUAGUCUGCAGUGGCUCCACUGCCCAGCCUGUUCUCCUUAACCCCUUGUCCACAAGGGGUGAUGGCCGGCUGGUUGUGGACACUGGUGGUCAAGUGUGAAGGAGAGGGGUGGAGGCUGCCCCAUUGAGAUCUUCCUUUUGAGUCCUUUCCAGGGGCCACUUUCGGAUGAGCACGGAGCUGCUGCCUCUCCGCUGCUGGACGACUUCAGAUGGAAAAGGAGAGACGUGGAAAGGGAGACAGCCAGGUGGCACCUGCAGUGGCUGCCCUCUGGGGCCACUUGGGUAGUGUCCCCAGCCUAGUUCUCCACAGGGGGUUUUGGAUGAUUGGUUCUUAGUGCCUUAGCAGCCCCGGAUGGUGGCUGGAAAUAAAGGGACCAGCCCUUCAUGGGUGGUGACGUGGUAGUCACUUGUAAGGGCAACAGAAACAUUUUUGUUUUUACAGGGUGAGAAUGUAGACAGUGCCCUUGGUGCAAGGGAAGCAAUUGCACAGGCACUUGCCCUGAGCACUCCUGGUGCAGGUCUCCACCUGCACAUUGGGUGGGGCUCCCUGGAGAUUGCACAUGCCCCUUGGUCCUGGCAGGGGGCCAAGUCUGGCACCACAUUGGCCUCUUCAGGCCUACUAGUCACUGGAAAUUGAGGUCCAUGGGGGAAAUCAAGGAUGCUCAGUUUUAGGUACACUGUUUCCAAGUUAUGUUUCUACACAUUGCUACCUCAAUGCUCCUGGAAUCUUAGCAUUUGAUGUCUCCAAGUAGUCCACCUACAUUUAACUCUGAAACUAUCAUCUUUUUGCCAAGUUUGAGUGGUGGCCUAUUUGAGAUACUUUGACAAAAUGAUUGGCUUCUGACUUUAUGUUCUAUAAAUGAAUGUGCUGAAGGAAAGUGCCCAUGGUGGCGGUGAAGAAGAGAAAGAUGUGUUUUGUUUUGGACUCUCUGUGGUUCCUUCCAAUGCCGUGGGUUUCCAACCAGGGGAAGGGUCCCUCUUGUAUUACCAAGUGCCAUAACCAUGAGCACUACUCUAGCAUGGUUCUGCCUCUUGGCCAAGCAGGCUGGUUUGCAAGAAUGAAAUGAAUGAUUCUACUGCUAGGACUUAACCUUGAAAUGGAAGGUCAUGCAAUCCCAUUUGCAGGAUCUGUCUGUGCACGUGCCUCUGUAGAGAGCAGCAUUCCCAGGCACCUUGGAAACAGGUGGCACUAUAAGGUGCCUGCUCCCCAAGACACAUCCUAAAAGGUAUUAUAAUGGUGAAAACGUCUUCCUUCUUUAUUGCCCCUUUUUAUUUAUGUGAGCAACCAUUUGUCUUUUUUGUAUCUUUUUUAAACUGUAAAGUUCAAUUGUGAAAAUGAAUAUCAUGCAAAUAAAUUAUGCAAUUUUUUUUUCAAAGUAAUUACUGCAUCUUUGAAGUUCUGCCUGGUGAGUAGGACAAGCCUCCAUUUCCUUGUAAGGGGGUGAUGUUGAGGCUGCUGGUCAGAGGACCAAGGUGAGGCAAGGUCAGUCUUGGCGCUCCUCUGGUUGGUGCCCUCAGUUCCUGAAGCCUGUCCUGUUGGAGAGGUCCCUCAAAUGACUCAUUAUUAUUCUGUUAGUCUGUUGCCAUGCUCCUAAUAAAGACAUACCCAAGACCA
Messenger RNA from Macaca mulatta (Rhesus monkey), 3531 nucleotides. The record is from RefSeq and is a predicted model, not a curated record. NCBI's taxonomy places the organism in Eukaryota, Metazoa, Chordata, Mammalia, Primates, Cercopithecidae.